Nymphaea colorata (pocket water lily) is the source of this 1404-nucleotide messenger RNA. RefSeq lists its product as uncharacterized. Bases 78 to 1130 code for a protein of 350 amino acids. The record is from RefSeq and is a predicted model, not a curated record. NCBI's taxonomy places the organism in Eukaryota, Viridiplantae, Streptophyta, Magnoliopsida, Nymphaeales, Nymphaeaceae. The transcript is spliced from 6 exons. Gene Ontology annotation, molecular function: nitronate monooxygenase activity.
UCAGCUCCAAGCUCUCCCCCAGAUCUAGCAGUGCAACUAAGUUUCAGGAGGAACCAAUUCUCAAUUCAAUUUCGAAGAUGGCCGUCACCUUCGGAUCGAUCCUUGGGUUCGACAAUGGCAUCAUGGUGGCUCCCAUGGGUGCCGAUGUCGCUGGAAGCGCCCUUGUUGCUGCCGUAGCCAAUGCUGGAGGAAUUGGCCUCUUGGCCAGUCCAGUGAAUAGCUACGACUUGACCGUGAACUUGAUCACGGCGACCAAGAAGCUGACGACCAAGCCCUUUGGAGCUGGUAUUCUCUUGGAGUUCGAUAACACGAAGAGCAUUCAGGCAAUCUUCGAUGAGAAGCUUGCGUGCCUGCAAGUCUACUGGGGUGACUUCCCAAAGGAGAUGGUGGACGAGGCCCACAAAGCGGGAGUGAAAGUUUUGCACCAGGUUGGAUCGAUAAAGGAUGCAGAGAAGGCUAUUGCUGCAGGUGUCGACUGCAUUAUAGCUCAGGGCGUUGAAGCCGGAGGGCACAUCAUUGGAACAGUGGGCUUGAUAGCUUUGCUGCCGAGAGUUGUGGAUCUCGUCGGCGACAGGGACGUUACAGUGGUGGCUGCAGGUUCCAUCGCCGAUGCCCGCGGAUACGUUGCUGCCCUAGCACUUGGUGCCAAGGGUAUCUGUAUGGGCACAAGGUUUGUUGCAACGAAGGAGGCAUACGCUCAUGACUUCUACAAGCAUCAGCUGCUGCAAUACACAGAGGCAGACACCGAUCGCACGGACCUCUACAGCCGAGCGACAUGGAGAGCCUACGUUCGCUGCCUCAACACCCCCUUCCACAACCAGUGGAGGAACGCUCCUGAGACCGUCGAGAACGACGACUCCCAACCCAUCAUCGGCUACUCCAUAAUCAACGGCGGGGAAGCUGUUCUUCGGCGAUUCAACGGGAACACGCCGAACCCAACCACAGCGGGAGAGCUGGAGAACAUGGUGUACUAUGCAGGCCAAGGUGUUGGUCUGAUCACGGAGAUUCUCUCGGCCGCAGAUGUCAUCUCCACCUUUGUUGAGGAUGCGAAGAAGAUCAUCACGGACUUGAACGAUAAAUACGUUGCAGCCACCACCUCAACUACCACCGACACCACCACUUCUUCUUGAUUACUUCACCGAUUGAGUGCUAAUAAACGUGGGUCUCCAUUUUCACUUAGAGGCGAUUAGGACUCGUGUAUGUCUGAAUAAAUUAAAAGGGCGAUGCGAUCUAGUGUUUUCAUGCAUCUUGAAUAAGCUUUUGGCACCAGCGGGGAGAUUUGAUUUAGUUCCUAAUUAAUCUCUCUGCUUGUUGCUCAAGGCAUUGGGUGGUGUUGAUCUUUGUGCUUGGGGUUCUGUUUGUUAUGAUGUCAUGUAUGAGUGUGAAAAGCCUCUUUCUUUCCUA